Molecule: messenger RNA, 2477 nt
Organism: Phoenix dactylifera (date palm)
Lineage: Eukaryota; Viridiplantae; Streptophyta; Magnoliopsida; Arecales; Arecaceae
Source: RefSeq, a predicted model, not a curated record
AUGGAGAGAUACAGAGGCGACCGCGACGGCGGCGGCGAAGUCGGCGGGAGGCACCCGAGGAUGGCGUCGCGGUGGUCGUCCAGCGGGCCCGCGGACCCGCGCCACCGCUACCCCGACCACUCCCGCGGUGGAGGCGAGGGCUUCGCCGGGGCCCGCCACCACCCCUACCGAGGCCCUCAGGACUUCCCUUCCGGAGGCAGAGGUGGGUUCCGCAGGGGACCGGAUGGCUUCGGCCACCAGAUGCCGAUGGGCGGUCCGCGGCGGUGGUGGCGGGCGGCGGCUUUUCCAGCCAGAGGCGGCGGUUCCCCAGAUAAUGCUGACAGGAGCAAGUUUGCUAAACUUUUUAUUGGAUCAGUGCCAAGGACUGCAACUGAAGAAGAGAUCCGACCUGUAUUUGAGGAGCAUGGAGAUGUUAUUGAAGUGGCUUUGAUUAAGGACAAGAGAACUGGUCUACAACAAGGUUGCUGUUUCGUAAAAUAUGCAACUUCAGAGGAGGCUGACAGAGCCAUCAAAACUUUGCAUAAUCAGUAUACUUUGCCUGGGGGAUCAGGUCCUAUUCAAGUAAGAUAUGCUGAUGGGGAACGGGAACGCCUUGGUGCAGUUGAGCACAAGUUGUUUGUUGGAUCACUCAAUAAGCAAGCCACAGAAAUGGAAAUUGAGGAAAUAUUUUCUCCAUAUGGUCAUGUUGAAGAUAUCUACAUUAUGAGAGAUGAUAGGAAGCAAAGCCGUGGAUGUGGCUUUGUGAAAUUCUCAAACCGAGAGAUGGCAGCAGCAGCUAUAAAUGCCCUUAAUGGAAACUUUGUGAUGAGGGGUUGCAAUCAGCCAUUGAUUGUUCGAUUUGCUGAUCCUAAAAGGCCUAGGCCUGGCGAGUCAAGGGGUGGUCCUGCAUUUGGAGGCCCUGGGUUUGGUCCUCAACUGCAAGCACCAAUAGGGGUCAGGUCCGUACCUACGCUCAGUGAGCCAAUUGGUGGACCACCCAAAUUUGCUGAGCCAAUGAGUGGAGGAGUGCGACCUAAUGCUUGGCACCCAGCGAGCCCUGAGUCAGUGGAACCAUCUCCUCAAGCUAGCAGUCAGGGAUUUGGCAGUAAUCUAGCUGCCAAAGUUGGUGACUUGACAACAUCUUCAGUUUCUCAGCUUGGCAAGGUUCAAAUCCCUCAAACUACGGGCUUUCCCUCCAUGAGCCAGACUCUGCCAUCCCAGCAGUUAUUUAAUUUGGGUGCACAGCUGCCUGCUUCACAAGCUUUAUUCCAGCAGACCGCUGCAGCCAAUGGUCUGCAGAUUCCAUUAAACCUACAGCAGCCAGGUAUGGCUGCUGCUUCUAGCCAACAGCACAUGCCUGCAUCUACCAUCUCUCAGCAACAGCUUCAGCAGCCUGUCCAACAAUUGCCGUCACAACUCACACAGGCGCUUCUGCAACAACAGGCACAAUCUUUGCAAUUAAGCUUUCAAUCAUCACAACAGGCAAUUUCCCAGCUUCAGCAACAGCUGCAGAUGAUACAACCCUCAAGUGCAACUCAGCAGCAAAAUUCUCAGACUGCGAAACAGCAGUCUCCAUGGAGUGCAGUUGUAUCCCAAUCAGCUUCCAGCAAUCCUGUUGGUACACCUACUGCUGUUACGUCUUCAAAUGUAUCCAUGACUCCACCUCCGACAGCUAGUCAAUCUGCAGUUCCAAUAUCCUGUGACUGGUCAGAGCACACCUCUCCUGAUGGAUAUAAAUACUACUACAACUGUGUUACUCGUGAAAGCAGGUGGGAGAAACCUGAAGAGUUGACACGUUUCGAAGAACAGAAGAAACCGCAGCAACAGAUGAAACUAGUUGCACAACAUCUUCAGCCACCAUCUCAAGCCCAGUCACAAUCACCAAUACAGCCUACCCAAGCGUCUCAAACACAACAAACACAAUCACAAUUGCAGCUCAGGCAGCAGGCUCCGGUGCAGUUCAUUCAGCCUUUGCCGUAUCAAGCUUCUGGUUUGGCUAGCCAGCAAAGCAAUCAGGCUGCCAAUUCAAUCAAUGAUUCAGCUCGAGUCCAACAGGCAAUGCAGGCUGGACAGGAGGUGGUGUGGAAAAACAUGGCCACAGGUUCUUGAUAGUGCCAUCAAAGGUGCAGUAAAGCAGUACAUCAGAGCCAUAAAACAUCCCCAGGACAAGAGCUUGCAAAGUGAGAAAUGUGAAAAAUCUGAAGAGGAAGGGAUGCGUGCUGCACUUCAUCUGCACCUUAACUAAUUUAAUAGGAGUGGAAAUGCUCUUCUUUUUUUUUUCCAGUGAUAGAAUUUGUAGGAUUAUUAUUUAAUUCAAACAUAUAGAUCAAUAAGAAUCCUGUCGUUUAUUUAUUCCCCUAUGGGCACACUCCCCAGGAUCUACUCUGUUAUGUGAUCAUCCCUCUACGUCUCUAACAUCUUUUGGCUGAGCUUGUUGAACUUUGUUAGUCUCUUAACAAGGUGGCGAGUUUAUGAUAAAAGGAUGUGGUGAUGGAAAA